UCCCUCUCUCACCCUCCCUGUGCAGCGAGAGGGGGGAGUCGCAAAACACAUUAGACAGCGGCAGUAGCAGCGUGCGGCUCCGGUAGCUGUUCGUUACCCUCCGUUCCCUUCGUUGCCUCUCCAUGAACAUGCACAAAUGCAUACUCCCCUAUCCCCUAUGAAACCAUAACACAGCCCAGCCACCAUCAUCAUCACCAUCCCGUUUCUUCCAGACUCAUUCUUCGGUUAUCACAUUUUUUUGUUUCUGGAACCCCGUUGGGAAAUACAACAUUGAGCCAACGCUGCGAUUCGUUUUUUUCUACCCUUUUCUGAAUGACGGGCGGACGGUUUGACUUCGACGAUGGCGGCACUUACUGUGGCGGCUGGGAGGAUGGAAAAGCUCACGGACAGGGGAUCUGUACGGGACCCAAGGGUCAGGGCGAAUACGCCGGGUCCUGGUCCAACGGCUUCGAGGUAGUUGGGGUUUACACUUGGCCCAGUGGCAACACCUACCAGGGGUACUGGGCGCAAGGGAAGCGACACGGGCUUGGUGUGGAAUCCAAAGGAAAGUGGAUCUAUCGUGGAGAGUGGACUCAUGGGUUUAAGGGACGGUACGGAGUGCGUCAGUGCCUGAACACACCUGCAAGAUACGACGGCACGUGGACUAAUGGUCUUCAGGAUGGAUACGGAGUUGAAACAUACGGUGAUGGGGGUACGUACCAGGGCCAGUGGCAGGGCGGGAUGCGGCACGGGUACGGCGUCCGGCAGAGCGUGCCGUACGGGAUGGCCACGGUGAUCCGCUCGCCGCUGCGCACCUCCCUGGCGUCGCUGCGGAGCGAGCAGAGCAACGGCACGGUCCUGCCCGACAUCACGUCCGACAGCCCCGCCGGCACGCGCGGCGGCUUCGUCCUCAACUUCCACAGCGACAGCGAGGCGGGCGGGGCCGGAGGGAAGAAGAAGGGCCUGUUCCGCCGCGGCUCACUCUUCGGCAGCCUCAAGCAGCUGCGCAAGUCCGAGUCGCGCUCGUCCAUCUCCAGCAAGCGCAGCUCGGCCCGCAGCGACGCCGCCAUGAGCCGCAUCAGCUCCAGCGACGCCAACUCCACCAUCAGCUUCGGCGACGGCGAGCUCCCCGACGACUACGCGCCCGCCGAGGACAACGUGGACGCCACCACCACCGAGGCCUACAUGGGCGAGUGGAAGAACGACAAGCGCAACGGCUUCGGGGUGAGCGAGCGCUCCAACGGCAUGAAGUACGAGGGCGAGUGGACCAACAACAAGAGGCACGGCUACGGGUGCACCCUCUUCCCCGACGGCACCAAGGAGGAGGGGAAGUACAAAAACAACGUCCUGGUGCGCGGGAUCAGGAAGCAGCUCAUCCCGCUCAAAAACACUAAAACCAAAGAGAAGGUGGACCGGGCCGUGGAGGGCGCUAUACGGGCGGCCGCCAUCGCCAGGACGAAAGUGGAAAUAGCAGCUUCCAGAACCGCGCAUGCCAGGGCCAAAGCAGACGCUGCUGACCAGGCUUCAAAGAUCGCCAUCCAGGAUGCCGAAAUUGCCAGAGCAGUGGCCAGGGACCUUUCUCCAAGUUUUCACCAACCAGGGCCGGAUUAUAUCAGACAGAGGUUCAGUGAUCCCAGGGAUAUCAAGGAGGUCCCGGUAGAGAAAAAGAAAGAGAAAUCCCCCACGGGAAGCCCUCACUUUUACCGAAAAGGCACGACGCCCACCCAGACCCCCAACCAGAGCCCCAACCAAAGUCCCUGCCCCACUCCUCCGCCCUCGCCCCACGCCAGCAAGAAGCACCAGUACAACAGCAUCCCCCCCGCCGCCAAGCCCAGCCGACCGGCCGCCAUCGAGGCUCCCCCUGCCACCAUCACCAAGGCGGGCUCCCGGACUACCGUGAGGCAGGAAGUGGCCCCGCCCAAGCAUCCGAAGAAGGCGGAGCACGCCCACGUCAACAGCCCCGGGAACGGGCAGCUGCACUCCGACUACCACAGCUACCUGGUGAGGGCGGACGUGAAGGUCCCGCCGGAGGAGCCGGACGAGGAGGCGCAGCCGAGUCAGCCCGCCCCCGCCGCCAAGCCCCAGACCCAGCCGGCCAGGGCCUACCGCGCGCCCACCCCCAAGCCCGCAGCAGCCAAAGACAGCAGGCCCGAGCCAAAGCUUAAAAAACAGGAAUCCCUGAAGCCAAAGAGUCUUGCCGAGACCAAGAGAGCCAGCACGGAGGUCUGUGAUGUCGUCAAGGAGGAGUCUGGUCCAAAUUCCAUCUUGGUCGCCCUCGUAAUGCUCCUGAAUAUUGGUUUAGCAAUUAUUUUUGUCCACUUCUUGACCUGACCUGAUGGAACCACAACAGAGUGAAGUCGUGAAAACUAGUGGCGUAGGCCCUAAUUCUCUGCAAGGCGUGUCAACGGCCUUAACAAAAUGGCGCCAGGCAGUCUGAGGCUCAGUCGGAACAGGAGGACUGGAAAUAGAGUGAGACCCAGGAGAAAGGGGGAGAGAGAGAGAGAGAGACAAGACGAGACGAACAUUCGGCCUGGGGGGGUGGAGGGUGGGAGUGCUCCUCGGCGCCCCCUGGCCGCGAUUUGCGGCUCGUCGUCCUUUUAGGCCCUGCGAAAGCCGAAGCGAGCGGGCGCUGGCCGCGCAGUAUUACAAAAAAAAAAAAAAAAAAAAAAAACA
Messenger RNA from Anguilla anguilla (European eel), 2652 nucleotides. It is a transcript of the gene jph1b, whose product is annotated as junctophilin 1b. Gene Ontology annotation, cellular component: plasma membrane; junctional membrane complex; sarcoplasmic reticulum. The record is from RefSeq and is a predicted model, not a curated record. Bases 313 to 2310 code for a protein of 665 amino acids. The transcript has 6 exons. Lineage: Eukaryota; Metazoa; Chordata; Actinopteri; Anguilliformes; Anguillidae.